CCGCGACGCCCCGGGUCCAGGAACCAGCUCGGCAAGGCGGGGCUUGCGUCGCCUGCCGUGGUUGCCUCCCCGUCGAGCUGUAUGGGCGGCGGCGGCGACGACGGAGAAGAGAGGCAGAGAGGACGGAAGAGAAAGGCUCCGCGGUGCGCAUGCGCCGAUCUCCAUGGAGAGACAAGGGGGCGAGAGAGACGGAGGGGAGGCCAGGGUCUGGAUGAAGCAGCUGUGAAGCAGUGGAAGACUAAAAACCCAGGCUCCAGUCUUCUGAUGCAUAGUAGAGUGAAGAAAUGAAGGGACAGCAGAAAGCGGUAGAGACGGAAGAGGGCACUGUGCAAAUCCAGGAAGGGGCAGUGGCGACAGGCGAAGAUCCCACCAGUGUGGCCAUUGCUAGCAUUCAAUCAGCUGCCACCUUCCCUGAUCCCAACAUCAAAUACGUCUUCCGGACAGAAAAUGGGGGCACUCAGCUGAUGUACAGAGUGAUUCAGGUAGCCGAGGGGCAGCUGGAUGGGCAGACCGAGGGGACUGGGGCCAUCAGCGGUUAUCCUGCAACGCAGUCCAUGACACAGGCUGUCAUCCAGGGCGCAUUCACUAGCGAAGAUGCCGUUGAGACAGAAGCUGCAACCACGGAGACGCACUACACAUACUACCCUGCCACUGCAGUGGCUGACACCAGCACGUCUGCCGGGGCAGGGACCACAGCCACAGCCGUGGUGACGACCCAGAACUCAGAUGCCCUGCUGGGGCAAGCGACGCCAACUGGCACAGGGCAGUUUUUUGUCAUGAUGUCGCCACAGGAGGUUCUGCAAAGUGGGACACAGAGGUCCAUCGCACCCAGGACUCACCCUUACUCACCGAAGUCUGAAGCUCCACGAACGACCCGAGAUGAGAAACGUCGGGCACAGCACAAUGAAGUGGAGCGCAGGCGCAGGGACAAGAUCAACAACUGGAUUGUGCAGCUGUCUAAGAUUAUCCCUGACUGUUCCAUGGAGAACACCAAGUCUGGGCAGAGCAAAGGAGGGAUCCUCUCCAAAGCUUGUGACUACAUCCAGGAGCUGCGGCAGAGCAAUAUUCGUCUCUCCGAGGAGCUGCAGGGCUUGGACCAGCUACAGAUGGACAACGAGGUCUUGCGACAGCAGGUGGAAGACCUGAAAAACAAGAACCUGAUCUUGCGAGCGCAGCUGCGGCAGCACGGCGUGGAGGUCAUCAUCAAGGACAGCCACUGAUGAGCCACCACUGACCAAGGGCCCUCCUCGCCCUCCUCCUCCUCCUCCUCCGGCACAGCAGCCGACGGGGGUCCUGUGCCUCGCCGGUGCUUCCACGCCAGGCCCCCGUCCUUGUUGUACAGACCCAGUGAGCAGCGCUGUUGCUCCCGGGCCAGGGAGCUGGGCUGGGCUCAGCUCAGGACACUUGCCUCUGCCCAGCGCUCUUCCUCACGGCCCGGGACCUGGCUUGCCCCCUUGAGCUUAGACGCUGCCUCUUGACACAGUCCUCUGUCUUGAUACGACCCUAAUCAGUUCCAGGGCCGUGACCUUUUCUCUCUUUCUUUCUCUCCUCCCUUUGAACAGCACCUCUCACCUGUGCGCUCGACACACCUUCCGCUGUGUCCGUGCAUGCGAUAUUAUGUAGACAUGUUGCACGUCCCCCCUUUCUCCCUCGCGCCGUCUAUAGGCCCUGCCUCCACAGCACUGCCCAUCUCCGGGCACCUUACUCUUUGUGAGCGUGGAGAGCUGAGAGUCUUCCUCUCCCCCAACCCUGCUUUGUGGCUCUCCGGCCCAAACCAGCCAGUAGGAGGAACCCUUUACACCACAGUGACAGCCUCACACGCGCCUCCCCUUCAAGGCUGGCCACCUAGUUCUGCCUCUGGGCUUCCACUCAAACAGCUGCAGGUCUGAUGUGGCCCUCAAAACCCUCCCAAGACUCUGGGCUUGCAGUGAAGACAAGCCUGCCACAGCCUCCCCUUUCUUUGCUCCGCACCCUGGAAGGUGGUUUAACGUUGCUCUCUUGCCAUGGAAGCCGUUUGCCAAGGAGGUGAGUGUGGGCCGAGAGCAGCAGUAGCUGUCCUCCCGUCUCAGGUGAUUGGACAACUGGUUGGGGUGAUGCUUCUCUUUUUUUUUUUUGUUUCUCCCCGUUUUGUUUUUUUAAAAAAAUAAGUCUCUGGAUUAAAAAAAUAAAGUAAUGGAAAAGCA
Podarcis raffonei (Aeolian wall lizard) is the source of this 2183-nucleotide messenger RNA. It is a transcript of the gene USF1, whose product is annotated as upstream transcription factor 1. The record is from RefSeq and is a predicted model, not a curated record. The coding region runs from base 285 to 1220 and encodes 311 amino acids. Gene Ontology annotation, biological process: regulation of transcription by RNA polymerase II. Lineage: Eukaryota; Metazoa; Chordata; Lepidosauria; Squamata; Lacertidae. Gene Ontology annotation, molecular function: DNA-binding transcription factor activity, RNA polymerase II-specific; RNA polymerase II cis-regulatory region sequence-specific DNA binding; protein dimerization activity. The transcript has 11 exons.